This is a messenger RNA of Oryza sativa Japonica Group (Japanese rice), 819 nucleotides long. RefSeq names its product homeobox-leucine zipper protein ROC2-like. The record is from RefSeq and is a predicted model, not a curated record. NCBI's taxonomy places the organism in Eukaryota, Viridiplantae, Streptophyta, Magnoliopsida, Poales, Poaceae.
GUCAGAACCCACACAUCACCCCUCCCAUCCUCAUCGCACACACGACUCUUAGCAAGAACGGGAAUACAUUUUAUUUCAAACUCGUAUUGAAGAAGAAAAAGAUAAAUCAAAUGGCUGAUAACUCUGGAUAUCCAUCAAAGCAAAUGAAGGUUUCACUGGCGAGGAGGCAAGCUCAGAAUAAGUCCCUCCAGCAACAAAAUGAGCAGCUGAAGCUUGAGAAUGAGAAAUUGAAGAAAAAGAAUUACGCAAUCAAGUUGCAGGAGUUCAAUAGUAUAUGCAGUACUUGUCAUAUGAGGGCUGAAAAUGCUUGCCUUGGAACUGAGAUUCAACGCCUUUAUGCCCGUGCUACAAACCAGGAGACUGAAGCACAACCUGAAGAAGUGGACCUUCCAUUCCCCCCUACAGCUGGGUCUCAGGAAGGAGCACCACUCAACCAAGAUGAACCAGCACCACCGUCCAAGUAGGCCUCGUUGGCAUGGCUUCUUUGAUCUCUCCUCUUAUGUCCCUGUGGUAUUCCCAGUGCUUUUUAACAAUUGUGGCUGCGUCAAUAUGUUGAUGAACUAUGGAAAUACCAACAGGAGCAGAAGUGUGGGGGAUCAGGAGGCUUGGCCGGCCUUAGCCUUUAUAUUUAUGCAAUGGAAUUAAAAACUAGCAAUAAAUUCAGUACUAUGUGUGUGCCAAUCCCAAAAUAAAAUUAUGUACUACAGUUGAGCACCUAAACUCUGCUUAAUUGGAAGAUGGUAUAUCUUCUCUAUUAAUUACAUUUCGGACAUGCUAUAUGGUAUUCCAUUUUGCUCGUUCAGUUGAAGUCGUUUUUUA